UCAGCUAAAAGUUCGUCAGAAUCAAAACUUACGACAUCCUUUUCUAUAAUAGUUUUAAUUAUGGCACUCUUCUGUGGCGGAAAAUUGGGUGGCAGAUCGGUGCUGUCGACUAUUGGUAGAAUUCCUUGCAUUCUGAGCAGAGCUCAGUACGCUCAAACGGCCGCUGGAGUGCCGAAAAUAACGAUCCAAAAGGCCGAGCCGCCAAAAGAGGAACAUUAUGAUAAUAAAAAUGAGCGUCUUAAAAGGCCUUUAUCACCACAUCUUUCUAUUUACGCGUUCCAGAUGACGAGUACUUUGUCAAUUACUCAUCGUGCUACAGGUAUGGCACUAUCAGCAUAUACCUUCGGCUUGGGAAUUGGGGCCCUUGUGUUGCCAAAUGAUGUUUCUCACUACAUCGCUCUUUUAGAGAAUGUUUCUCCGGCAGUACUUUUUCUGGCCAAAUUCUGCAUUGCAGCACCAUUUGGAUACCAUUUUGCUAAUGGAAUCAGACAUUUAUACUGGGAUACGGCUAGAGGCCUAACACUCAAAGAAGUCUACUCAACGGGAUAUGCAAUGCUUGGGCUGGCUACUCUCAUUACCAUAGCAAUAGCAGCUUUAUAAAUAGAAAGGCUUAUGUGUACUUAUUUUAUGUAUUAAUUUAAUUUAUUGAAUUUGUAAGUGAUGUAAUAAAUUGUUCACAUCGGGCUUUUUGUUUCAC
Molecule: messenger RNA, 697 nt
Organism: Hyposmocoma kahamanoa
Lineage: Eukaryota; Metazoa; Arthropoda; Insecta; Lepidoptera; Cosmopterigidae
Product: succinate dehydrogenase cytochrome b560 subunit, mitochondrial-like
Exons: 4
Coding region: 61-600 (179 amino acids)
Biological process (GO): tricarboxylic acid cycle; mitochondrial electron transport, succinate to ubiquinone
Cellular component (GO): membrane
Molecular function (GO): electron transfer activity; succinate dehydrogenase activity
Source: RefSeq, a predicted model, not a curated record